Messenger RNA from Tupaia belangeri chinensis (Chinese tree shrew), 858 nucleotides. RefSeq names its product 60S ribosomal protein L6-like. NCBI's taxonomy places the organism in Eukaryota, Metazoa, Chordata, Mammalia, Scandentia, Tupaiidae. Gene Ontology annotation, biological process: cytoplasmic translation; ribosomal large subunit assembly. Gene Ontology annotation, molecular function: structural constituent of ribosome; RNA binding. The record is from RefSeq and is a predicted model, not a curated record. Gene Ontology annotation, cellular component: ribosome; cytosolic large ribosomal subunit.
AUGGCAGGCGAUAAAGCUGCAAAGCAGGAUACUAAGGAGAAGACUGAAGCCAAGAAGGCUGAUACCAGUGGCAAGGUUAAAAAGGGUGACCCCAAGGCUAAAAAGCCCAAGAAGGGGAAGCCCCAUUGCAGUCGAAACCCUGUCCUAGUCCGGGGCAUCGGCAGAUACUCCCUGUCUGCCAUGUAUUCCAGGAAGGCCAUGUACAAGAGGAAAUACUCGGCCACUAAAUCCAGGAUCGAAAAGAAAAAGGAAAAGGUUCUUGCAACUGUCACAAAAACGGUUGGUGGAGACAAGAAUGGUGGUACCCGGGUGGUUAGACUGCACAAAAUGCCUAGGUAUUAUCCUACUGAAGAUGUGCCUCGAAAGCUGUUGAGCCAUGGCAAAAAACCCUUCAGUCAGCAUGUGAGAAAGCUGCGAGCUAGCAUCACUCCCGGGAUGAUGAUCAUCCUCACUGGACGCCACAGAGGCAAGACAGUGGUUUUCCUGAAGCAGCUGAGCAGUGGCUUGCUACUUGUAACUGGACCGCUGGUUCUCAGUGGAGUUCCACUGCAUAAAACACACCAGAAAUCUGUCAUCAUCACCUCCAUGAAAAUUGAUAUUAGCAAAGUAAAAAUCCCAAAGCACCUUACCGAUGCUUACUUCAAGAAAAAGAAACUGCGGAAGCCCAGACACCAGGAAGGUGAGAUCUUUGACACAGAGAAGGAGAAAUACGAGAUUUCAGAGCAGCGCAAGAUUGAUCAGAAAGCUGUGGAUUCGCAAAUUUUACCAAAAAUCAAAGCUGUUCGUCAGCUCCAGGGCUACCUGCGAUCCGUGUUUGCCCUUACAAAUGGAAUCUAUCCUCACAAAUUGGUGUUCUAG